Sinocyclocheilus anshuiensis is the source of this 285-nucleotide messenger RNA. Its product is annotated as phosphomannomutase 2-like. Gene Ontology annotation, biological process: GDP-mannose biosynthetic process; mannose metabolic process; protein N-linked glycosylation. Gene Ontology annotation, molecular function: phosphomannomutase activity. The annotation marks the transcript as partial. Gene Ontology annotation, cellular component: cytosol. The record is from RefSeq and is a predicted model, not a curated record. Lineage: Eukaryota; Metazoa; Chordata; Actinopteri; Cypriniformes; Cyprinidae. The transcript is spliced from 3 exons.
AAAGCAACUCCUGACAUGCAUCAGUUCUUGAGUGAACUGAGACGGCGAGUGAGAGUCGGGGUGGUCGGAGGAUCAGACUUGGACAAAAUUAAAGAGCAGUUGGGUGAUGAUGUGAUUGAUAGAGUGGAUUAUGUAUUUGCUGAGAACGGUUUGGUAGCAUACCGGUUUGGGCAGCUGCACUCUAUACAGAGUAUUCAGGCAUACAUGGGAGAGGAGGUUUUACAGGAUUUCAUCAAUUUCUGCCUCAAUUACCUUUCAAAGAUAAAACUGCCCAAAAAAAGGUGA